AGACGAUUCUUGCACCCGUUCCGACUCCUUCUCCUUCAUCCAACUUUUUUGCUCGCAUCAUCUCAGCUCCAACGCACCGCAUUAUCAACGGCCCCUUUUUUGGUUUUUGCUCUGCUGUUCAGCAUCAACGUUACCUUACUCUUCAUCGCAAACAAGCCUACACUUCAGCAUCAUCACACACAAUGCCUCAUUUCGCUGUAACCCUUCCGCUCCUCGCCAGUAUGCUGGCUCUCGCCCACGCAGAAGACUUCCAACUGUCUGCCAUUGCUAGAUUGCCCGAAACGCCUCCCACGGCUACUGCUCCUCCCGCUCCGCUGCCGCCAAAGCUCGGGUAUCCCGCCACCACCGCGCCAGCGGAACAAAAGGACGGACAAGACGGACAGGUCUUCGUGCUCACCCAGGUCCCCGCCGGAGCCGCCGCCACUGGCGCACUCGGACAGGAUGACGCCGUGUGCGACGAGGUGGCGGCGCGCAUCAAGCCGCAGCUGACGCCCAAGCCGGCCUACCCAGGUCCCCUGCAGGGGCUCGCCACGCACCUGGGCGGCAUCCAGUACGACAACUGCAAGGAGUUCAGCUUCAACGGCGGCAACGCCAAGCUCGACGGCACCGACAACUUCAAGAAGUUCUCGGAGGAGCGCUACACCACCUUCAUCGUGCCCAUCUGGGCCAAGGUCCACGAGCUGUGGGAGGCCUGCGGCGACAAGGCGGGCGACUUUGACGAAGUCAAGAACGAGCCGUGCUACAAGUGGGCGUUUGAGCAAUGCCAGGCUUCGAAGGCCGGUUCCGGCACGCAGAAUGCCGCCACCGAGGAGAAGAAGCAGCCCGCCGCGGCGCAGCCUGGGGACAGUGCUGCCAAGCCGAGCGGUAGCGGUGGCGGGCUGCUCUUGUUUGGUGGUGCCGGGAAGAGCGUUGUUCCACAUGCUGUUGCUGUUGGUGUGGCGGGGGCCGCGGGGCUCAUGGCUUUCCUGUGGGUCAUGGUCUAAGGAUGAGGGGAAUGAAUCAAGACAGAGUGGGAUGGUGUUUCAAAUCUCCUUUGAGGUAGUGGCAUGGUCUCUUCGGCGGGUUGCUACGGUAUUAUCUUUAACGUGUGUGUUGUCCUGGUGGAGUCGUCUUCGGUUGUCCGGUUGGAGUUGUAGGAAUACGGGUAUCAAACAUAUCUGUCUCGGGAACUGCAUGGGAUAGACAGUCACGGUUAAUCAGGUUUUGGUUCGUGUCGAUU
Molecule: messenger RNA, 1219 nt
Organism: Chaetomium strumarium
Lineage: Eukaryota; Fungi; Ascomycota; Sordariomycetes; Sordariales; Chaetomiaceae
Exons: 1
Coding region: 183-983 (266 amino acids)
Source: RefSeq, a predicted model, not a curated record